This is a messenger RNA of Drosophila simulans, 1480 nucleotides long. RefSeq names its product testis-expressed protein 9. NCBI's taxonomy places the organism in Eukaryota, Metazoa, Arthropoda, Insecta, Diptera, Drosophilidae. The record is from RefSeq and is a predicted model, not a curated record. The transcript is spliced from 2 exons. Bases 240 to 1385 code for a protein of 381 amino acids.
CAGAAGGCGGCGGGGGGGAAUCAGGACUACGUAGCCCGGGGUAACUGUCAAUGUUUGGCGUCCGGAAAAUGUAUUAACUCCAGCCGAAUUUAUAGUAUUAACCUUGAUAUAGCCGUGUGGAGCUACUAGCAAAUUAAGUCUGAGAAAAAUUCAAUGUGUGUAGAUUGUCCAGGUCUUUUAUCAAAUCACAAUCGUUGCUGCAAGAAACUUAGCUACCGUCCUCACAUCGACCCACCGUAAUGGCCGAGCUUUUGUCCCGCGAGAAGGAACUCUUUAAGAUAAACCAGGAGCUGAAUCUCCUGACCCUCAGUCCAGCUGCCGAGGCCAUGUAUCCGGCGAAGGGGUCAUCCAAAUCCACUGCGGUGACGGUGCCGCGCUACGCCACCUUCCAGAAACAAAAGGGACCGAGCAGCCUGCUCCGGAAAAAGGGUGCUCCCACACCGUCCACGAAGGCAGCACCGAAAGUUUCACCUGGCAGAGAGGCGGUGCCCGAUAUGAGUCUGCUGACCAAGUCCAAGCCCGCUGCCGGACCCACCUCUCCCACCCCCCGCCAUCUUUCCAAAUUUAGUACCUUCACGAAGGAUAUGAGCAGCAAGACGGCCACGUAUGUGAAGUACCGGAACCCAAACUUCAGCGAAAGUCCUUCCUUGGACGAACUACUGCGUAACGACGCUGAUGAGGCAAACCGAAAUCCAGAUGUUGUCGAAGUGGAGGUCACACAGAAGCGAGAGAGUACAACCGUCGUCAAUGGCCAGCUCAAGAAGCAGGUCACCAAGGACAACUUUAUCAAAUUCCUCAAGGCCAAGGUGGCCAUUUUGGAAGAGGAUCACGCUCAACACGCCGGAGAGUUGACCCGACAGAAGGAGCAGCUUGAGCACGCCUUGGAAGCGCAACGCAAGUCCGAGCACCAGCGCGACCAGGCGAUCAACUCCAACAAGCACCUCUCCGAGCAACUGAUGCGGGCCGAACGGCAGUGCGAAGUUUUCACCCAGCGCCAGAAGGAGCAGCAGCUCGAGUUCAUCACCCAGCAGCGGGAGCUGGAGCUGCUGAAGCGGGAUUCCAAGGUUUCCAGGCAGACGAACAUAAACCUGGAGAACCGACUGUCCCGCGUCCAGGAGGACGCAGACGCUGCCCGCCAGGAACUCAAGCUGCUGCGCGAGGAGCAGCGCGACCAGUUGGAGGCGCAUCGGAAGGAACUAAAGCUGCGGGACAGCCGGAUCCGGGCCCUAAAGCGCCAGCGCGGCGACCUGCUCAACGCGUACAAGAAGCAGCUCUACAUGAUCGACAACCUGAAGCGCCAGACCAUCUGUUUGGAGCAGUCGGCGGCCAUCGGAUUCGGCGAGAAGGAGUUCAACAAGGUGCUCGAAUGGAAUGCCAAGACGUGAACCCCUCUGCAUUAUGAAGUCCAGCCUAGGUUAAGCAUAACUCAGCUAUGUACAUAAGUGGAAUAUAAUUACAUUUUAUGGUCUCACUCGAAAAA